Molecule: messenger RNA, 939 nt
Organism: Nycticebus coucang (slow loris)
Lineage: Eukaryota; Metazoa; Chordata; Mammalia; Primates; Lorisidae
Product: olfactory receptor 4K14-like
Exons: 1
Coding region: 1-939 (312 amino acids)
Biological process (GO): G protein-coupled receptor signaling pathway
Cellular component (GO): membrane
Molecular function (GO): G protein-coupled receptor activity; olfactory receptor activity
Source: RefSeq, a predicted model, not a curated record
AUGGAUAGAGGAAAUCAAUCUGCAGUGUCAGAUUUUGUGCUUCUGGGACUUUGCCACUCUUGGGAUAUUCAGGUCUUAUUUUUAAUAAUAUUUUUUAUGCUUUAUCUGAUCAUUGUAUCUGGAAAUAUUGUCAUUGUACUCUUAAUCAUCACUGAUUCCCAUCUCCAUUCUCCCAUGUACUUCUUUUUGGCCAACCUGUCCUUCAUUGAUAUGUGGCUUUCUUCAGUCACCACUCCUAAGAUGAUCACAGACUUUCUCAGAGAGAAUAAGACCAUUUCCUUUGAAGGUUGCAUGUGCCAGAUACUCUUUGUGCAUUUUGUUGGAGGGGGUGAAAUGGUGCUUCUAGUGAUAAUGGCAUAUGACCGCUAUGUGGCAAUCUGCAAACCACUCCACUACUCCACCAUUAUGAGUCUGCAAAAGUGUAUUGGGCUGGUGGUGACUUCCUGGACCAUUGGCUUUGUGCAUGCCAUGAGUCAAAUGGUUGUAAUUGUUCAGCUGCCCUUCUGUGGUCCUAGGGACAUAGACAGCUUCUUCUGUGAUAUACCACUGGUCAUCAAGCUUGCCUGCAUAGACUCCUCUAACUUGGAAAUAUUAAUGAACGGUGACAGUGGGGUUGUUGCAAUGACCUGCUUUAUUCUGCUGCUGAUAUCCUACACAUAUAUUCUUCUGACUGUCCAACAAAGCUCUAAAGCUGGGGCAUCUAAGGCACUGUCUACCUGCACUGCUCACAUCAUAGUAGUGGUGCUCUUCUUUGGACCCUGCAUCUUCAUCUACGUAUGGCCACUCAGCAUUACCUGGGUGGACAAAUUUCUUGCUGUGUUCUACUCUGUUAUUACACCUCUCCUAAAUCCAGCCAUUUAUACCCUGAGAAAUAAAGAGAUGAAAAAUGCUAUGAAGAGAUUCAGAAGCUACUACACUGGUUCUAAUGUUAAUAUUUAA